Messenger RNA from Prorocentrum cordatum, 888 nucleotides. The record is from the annotation of a GenBank genome assembly. Lineage: Eukaryota; Dinophyceae; Prorocentrales; Prorocentraceae.
AAGCCAUUUUGGCUCAGGCGGAGCGGGCUGCCCAGUUUUGCCUGGCACCCACACAGGGGGGCGCGCUCCGGCGGGAUGUCUUUCGCGGACUCCCUCACGAAGAUCGUCGCGGAGAAGAGGAGGGAGCAGGCCGAGAAGGAGCGAAUCGCGGCCAAGUGGCUUGAGCACGAGCAGAAGCUGCUGGACCAGGGCGUGGAGCUGUUCAAGCAGCGCUGCACCCGCGAGGCCGAGCUGGGGGAGAAGUGCCAGGCGACGGUGUCCUUCGAGGUGCUCUCCAGGGAGAUCUCGGACUUCCCCAAGCGCGUGCUGACCGACUCGACCUACUUCGUGGAGUCCUGGGGCGAGGGCAUCCGGGCGGAGAACUGGUUCUACGCCGUGCGCGGCGCCGCCGCGUCGUGGUCUCCCGGGGCUCCCAUCCUCUUCGCCGAGGUGCUGCAGGGCAUGCUCCCCAAGUUCGUAGAGAAGGUGAAGGCGCUCGGGUUCAACAGCUGCGUGCACGAGUCUGGCACGUGGAAGGUGACGGUGACGUGGGACCCGCCAGGUGGCGGGGACGAGGAGGCUGGCGAGGAGGCGACUCAAGAAAGCCCCACUACGCCAGCGUGAAGACUCUGGCUCGCCAGGCACGGGUGCGUCCUCGGGAACGGCCCCUCGUGGAGCCGCGGGCAGAAGGAGCGACCGCGGAAAGGGUUGAGGGGCGGGGCACGGCGCGCGUAGUAGCCGCGGGGGAUCCUUCUCCUCGUCCUCUUUCCUCUUCUACUUUCUCGGCUCUCUCUCUCUCUCUCUCUCUCAAGCUCAGCAGUAGCUGCAGCGCGCGUUCGCGCCUGGCCCUCGAUGGCAGAGAGCAGUGGCGCCACAUCGCAGACGGGGAGACGCCCGAGUAGGAGGAGG